GAGGGAAAAUAGACCGUCCCAUAGCCCAGUGCGCUGCCUGCUGUCUCUGCUCCCUGUCUGCUGCUCUGCUUUAAGUCGUGGAAAAUAUCCUGCGGAGCCAGGCAAACACACUUUGUUUCAUUAUAUAACCAGUGAGAGACCAAACUGCAGCACAGAACCAGAGCUGGUCCGAGAGAUGUCCUGCAUGCAGAAUAUGAGCACCUCACCGCCUUACAGAGUCCUGUAACCAAUGGCAACCUCAGUCCAGACACUUCCUCUGACCCGUGGCCCCAGCAAAAAUUUCCGUGACCCCUUCCCGGCCCCACCCCUCUCCUCAUCCCGUUGCGGCAUGGGAAGCGUAGGUAGUCUGGUGGAGCGGCCAGAUGUUUCUCCAACUAAAGGCAGUCGUGCGGUGCCCCAGGUGAGACCCAAACAGACCAACGGCCUCCUGAAGAAAGGCUUCACCCAGAGAGAGCUCCUCAACUACCUCAAUAUCACCAGGAAAGAGCCUAAAGCAAGCCAAAGCAGUGACAGCAAGAAGGACAUCAUCUCUGGUGUCGGCUCUACCGAUGGACUAGACAACGAGAACCUAUAUGCAAAGGUGUACAAUAAAGACGGCACUGAGGUCGACUUGACUAAAAAUUCACUGCCAAGCUCGGGCAAGUAUGAAAAGGCUCGUUUUAGGUCCUCUGCCUUCAAGCCUGUCACCCCCAAAAAUUUCAGCUCCAUGCAAAACCUCUAUCCGUCUUCCAAGUCAGAAGAUGUGGACCAUGGCGUGUCCAAUGGGCUACACAGAGCAUAUGCCAAUGUCCCAAAGGCUGUCUCCACCUCCUCGUCCUCGUCUUCACCGUCCCGCCAUGGUGGGCCUACAUCUAGUGCUAACAAGGCUGUCUCUUCUGUGCGUGGGAUGAGCCAGGAGGAUGAUAACCUGUCAGACUCAGGCCAUAACUCUAUGAGCAGCCUGCCGCCAUACCGGCCUCCAUUCCGCCCACACCUGGCUCACAUCAGUGCAUCUAUGGGCCACAUCAACACCAUCGGAUCUCUGGACCGAACAUCUCUGAGUCCAAAGGGUGCAGGGUCAGGGGGUGUGGUCAUAGGAGAGAUGGCCUGUCGCAGUAUGGCAACUCUUAGUCGUCUGGCUCCAUAUGGUGGAGAGGCUCCACCUCCUUAUGAAUGGACACUCUCCAUGUCUGUUGAAGAAGUGGUUCGAGAUCUAGAAGAGCGCUUGGUGGAGAAAGAACAUGAGCUGAAACAGAUGAGAAGAAACCUGGAUGAGAGUGAGGGAGCCAUUGCUCAGGUUUUCGAAGGAAAACAGCGUCUGUGGGAGAAGGAGGUGGAGGAGCUAAAACGCCUGUAUGCUGCCAAGCUGCGUCAGGUGUCUCAGCAUGCACAGCGCUCGCAGCGCAACCUGCAGUUACAGCUGUUCAGGGCCCAGCAGGAGAAGAGCCGACUGCAAGAGGAGCUCGACAACCUGAGAAGGGAAAGGACCCAGGAGGUUGUAGCCAUGGUAAAGCCAACCAGUCCCACUCUGGAGGAGACGCAGUGGGAGGUUUGCCAGAAGUCAGGGGAGAUCUCCUUAUUGAAGCAGCAUCUGAGGGACUCCCAGGCAGAGGUGACCCAGAAACUGAGUGAGCUCUUCCAGCUGAAGACGCAGCUCAGGGAGACUCGCACAGAGCUGCGCAACAAGGAGAGCCAGCUAGAUGCACUGAAGCUGGUUCUGCAGGGGACACAGCGACGCAGAGUCCUCUCACAGACUGCACAUGAUGAUGGAAAAGGAUCUGAGGAGAGUCCUUCAGCUGGGGCAACAGGAGGAUGCGGGGGCCCUACGGAGGAGCGUCUGCGCGCCGAGCUCCUGCUGGAGCGACGCCAGAGCGAGGCCCAGGCCAUGGCUUUUGAGGAGGAGAAGCAGACAUGGCAGACAGAAAAAGAUAAGGUCAUCCGCUACCAGAAGGAGCUGCAGGCCAGCUACUUAGACAUGUACUACCGCAACAAGGAGCUGGAGAGGGAGCUGCACCAGCUGAGGUUAUGCAGGGAGCAAGGAGGAGGAGGAGAAGGAGGUGGUGGGGGUGGAGGGAGCAGAAGUGGGACACUGGAAAAAGAAGUACCAGACCUGACGAGUGAGCGGGAGGACAAAAAACAAGAGGACAGGCCUUCCUCUGGUUUGCCCUGGAUAGAAAGAAUUGAAUCAUCGGAAAUUUGAAUGUGGCUGAUUUGCAAUGCAAACUAUUUUCUCCCUGUAGUAAGACAUCCACAGAAGCCUAUUUGACCAGGAACAGAAAAAAAAGCUGAACAUUUAAGAUGAGUUACAUGAAUAAUAUCAGAAAGUCAAGAUUGUGAGAAACUUCAGAAUUCACUCGGACAAAAAAAAACAUCAAAAGAUACCAAGCGGUUAAUUUUAUACCUUGGUUAAACUGUUGCUUCAAACCUGAAGGUCAAAACACUGAAUGUGUUUGAUUCUUAUCCUUUAAUUUUGACUAGAUUAGUUCCCUUUUAUAUCAGGCAUACAAUUUUUUUCUUUUUCUGGUGAAAUGGGUUGAGUAUGUUCCCCUCCUUUCGCAGUUCUCUACCCACACACCUUUGUUAACUAUGUGAAGCCCUUAUCCAGCACAGACCAGACCAACAACCCUCUGCAGUGCUCAAUAAUACUGAAGUUAUCAGCACAGAAAUACUGUCAACUAAUAAAACAGGCACCUGAACUGAUUUAUGUUUUAUCUGUAAUAAACCUGUAAAUGUUUGAUUAGUAUGCUAACCUUAUGUUGAGUUACUUCUUGGUUUGGGCUGCUGUACAGUCUUGACAGUAACCAAAGGCUUCAAAGGGAUUUAUUACAUGUAAGCACCUGUUCAGUCUGUGCAGGAGGUUUUUGUUGAUUAAGGAUCCACCUGGGCUUAUGGCGGAAGGCUGCAUCUUUGGGUUAAGUGUUGUGGAUUAGAGCGAUUCGGUGCCAAGGUACAAAUACUAUUUGUUUGCCAUUAAGAAAACACUGUACCCUACUUAAGGAACUUUUCAUUUGGUUUCCUGCCUGUGUCAGGUCUAUACUUUUUGUACAUAUUGUAAUUUUGACUUUAUUUGCCUUUUUUCAUUGAUUCAAAGCACACUGUCGUCUUAAGUGGGUAUGUUUUUGCAUCCUUUAAAUGCAAUGAAAAAGAUCAAUAAGUAAGGAUGAACAUGUCUGCCCUGCUUAUUGGUUCAAUUUGUUGCUCAAAUCCAGCCAAUAACAUCGGAUGCAUGCCCUAAAUGAAGUUGUUCUCUAUUAUUGUUUAUUGUUAAUAUAUAAGCAUUCAAAAGCCAGCUCUCUAUCGACCUUUCAACAUACUGUGACUCUUGUCUAUUUACUGGAAUAAAACCUGUACAGUAUAAGUAUAUAUGUUUGGUUUGUAUUCAAAAUAAACAUUUAUGAA
This is a messenger RNA of Cheilinus undulatus (humphead wrasse), 3378 nucleotides long. It is a transcript of the gene n4bp3, whose product is annotated as NEDD4 binding protein 3. The record is from RefSeq and is a predicted model, not a curated record. Lineage: Eukaryota; Metazoa; Chordata; Actinopteri; Labriformes; Labridae. The transcript has 10 exons. Gene Ontology annotation, cellular component: cytoplasmic vesicle. Bases 230 to 2179 code for a protein of 649 amino acids.